Morus notabilis is the source of this 1953-nucleotide messenger RNA. RefSeq names its product alcohol-forming fatty acyl-CoA reductase. Gene Ontology annotation, cellular component: intracellular membrane-bounded organelle. The transcript has 10 exons. The record is from RefSeq and is a predicted model, not a curated record. Bases 316 to 1794 code for a protein of 492 amino acids. NCBI's taxonomy places the organism in Eukaryota, Viridiplantae, Streptophyta, Magnoliopsida, Rosales, Moraceae. Gene Ontology annotation, biological process: long-chain fatty-acyl-CoA metabolic process; suberin biosynthetic process. Gene Ontology annotation, molecular function: alcohol-forming very long-chain fatty acyl-CoA reductase (NADP+) activity.
CAGAGAACCGUCCGUAAUUGAAGAAACAUUUUCUCUCGUGUUUCAUUCAAAUAGGCGAAAGGAAAGUGGGAACAAUUCCGCCAACUAUUCACUAACUACUUGCGUACACUCCACCUCAUAAUUGCCUUUGUCCCCGCCAUCUUCCCCAGUAUAUGAACUGCCCUUCAGUACCCCCCCUCCUCCUCAUGCUCUCACAUUCUUCCACUCCUCUCUCUCUCUCUCUCCUCUCUCUUUCUCUCUCUUGAUUCUCAUUUUUGAGCUUACCCUUUUUCGUAUUCACAUUCUUUUCUCUCUCUCUCUCUCUAAUCUUCUCCAAUGGAGUUGGAAAGUGUCCUCAAGUUUCUUGAAAACAAGUCCAUUUUAAUCACUGGUGCCACCGGCUUUCUAGCAAAAAUUUUUGCGGAGAAAGUACUAAGGGCUCAACCCAAGGUGAAGAAGCUCUAUCUUCUUUUAAGAGCUAAUGAUGAGAAAUCGGCCACACAACGUUUGAACAAUGAGAUCAUUGGCAAAGAUUUAUUUAAAGUGUUGAAGGAAAGAUUGGGAGCAAGUUUUGGCACCUUCGUCCGAGAAAAGCUCAGUGUAAUGGCGGGAGACAUUACUCGCGAGGACUUGGGCUUGAAGGACUUAAAAUUAAAGGAAGAAAUGUUAAAUCAAUUAGACGUGAUUGUUAAUUUGGCUGCAACGACCAAUUUCGAUGAGAGAUAUGAUAUCUCACUCUUCCUCAACACAGUGGGGGUUAAGCAUUGUUUGAACUUUGCCAAGCAGUGUCAAAAAUUAAAGAUCCUAGUCCAUGUAUCCACAGCUUAUGUUUCUGGGGAAAAGGGGGGACUCAUUCUUGAGAAUCCAUAUCACAUGGGUGACACUCUCAAUGGGGCCACCGGGUUAGACAUAGACAACGAAGUGAGACUUGUGGAGGCAAAGCUAAAACAACUUCAGGCAGAAGAAGCUUCAGAAGCAGAAAUCACUUUGGCAAUGAAAGAUUUUGGCAUUCAAAGGGCUAACAAAUACGGAUGGCCAAACACAUAUGUAUUUACGAAGGCAAUGGGAGAGAUGGUGCUGGGACAUCUAAAAGAAAACGUAAAUGUGGUCAUUAUCCGCCCUACAAUUAUUACGAGCACUUACAAAGAACCCUUUCCUGGUUGGGUUGAAGGUCUAAGAACCAUUGACAGCCUUGCUGUUGGAUAUGGCAAAGGAAAACUAACAUGUUUUCUUGGCGAUUUGGAGGCGGUUGUUGAUGUGAUACCUGCUGACCUUGUGGUGAAUGCAACGAUAGUGGCAAUAGCAGCUCAUGCCAAUCAACCUAGUUCCGAAAAUGUAAUAUAUCAAGUGGGAUCUUCAGUGAGAAAUCCUGUAAGAUACAGUAAUCUGCAGGAUUAUGGCUUCCGUUACUUCUCUAAGAAGCCUUGGAUUAACAAGGAUGGAAAGCCAAUCAAGGUUCGCAAGGUCUUGGUCUUGGGCGACAUGGCCAGCUUCCGAAGAUACAUGAGCGUUCGUUACUUGCUCUUCUUGAAGGGAUUGGAAUUGGUGAACACAGCAUUUUGCCAAUAUUUCCAAGGCAUGUAUCUCGACCUCAAUAGAAAGAUCCAAUUUGUGAUGCGAUUGGUGGAACUUUACCGGCCUUACUUGUUCUUCAAAGGAGUUUUUGACGACAUGAACACUGAAAGAUUGCGAUUGGCAGCCAAAGAAAGUGGAAUAGAGACAGAUAUAUUUUACUUCGACCCAAAGAGCAUCAACUGGGACGAAUACUUCAUGAGUAUCCACAUUCCCGGUGUCGUAAAAUACGUUUCCAAAUGAUUUAUAUCUUAAUUAUUAAAAGUACGUCCCCCAAGUUGUUAUUAUAGAUGAUAAAUUAUUAUUUAUGUUCCCAAGUUGUACUCUCUAAUUUUAUCUUGUUCUGAAACUUGGUGUUCCGAGAGCCAAUCUAAUUAAGUCAAUGUAUUUUUAUUCAUGGCA